Messenger RNA from Orbicella faveolata, 1921 nucleotides. RefSeq lists its product as uncharacterized. The record is from RefSeq and is a predicted model, not a curated record. Gene Ontology annotation, cellular component: early endosome; late endosome. Gene Ontology annotation, biological process: protein targeting to lysosome; early endosome to late endosome transport; endosome to lysosome transport. Lineage: Eukaryota; Metazoa; Cnidaria; Anthozoa; Scleractinia; Merulinidae. Gene Ontology annotation, molecular function: phosphatidylinositol binding.
AUACUUCUGCAGAGUUAUUGUCAGUCCCUUGAACGGUCCCUGGCAGAUUUGCGUCAGCAGUUUCGUGACCAGACUGCUGAAUUCAACGCUGUCAAGAUAGAAUUGGCCCGACUCAAGUACUAUAGAGAUGAGAAUCAGCACCUAGCCCACCACCUUCAGAAACAACAGACUGAUGUUGAAGAGGUCACUAAGAGUCUGAGAGAUCACCUUACAGUUGCAUUGGAGGAUGGGAAACAAGCUAACGAAGAGUUGGAAAAGUUGAAAGAAGAAAUAAGAGCCGAAAGGGCAUCUGUACAGGCUGCGAGGGUAAUUGAGAAACAAAAGAGGGAAGUCGGAAUCAACAGGCAAGUGGACAUGUUUAAUCAGUCCCAGGAAGCAGUGAACCAAAGAGUUGAUUCUCUCAUCACAACUAUGGGACAGCAUUCUAAAGUUGAAGUAGUGAUUGAUGGUGUAAAACAUGAGAUGAACUCUAAGGAUGGCAUAUCAAACAAAGCAGUUCAGCUGAGAAAGGCUCUUGAUGAAACCAGAAGUCAACUUGAAAAAAUCCACAGAAAUACGCUGGAAAUGUAUAAGCAGGAAGUUGAAGAUCUCAAGGCUGAGUUUACUAGAGCAGACUUCUUAGCCAAGACGAGAACUCAGGAGGCAGAGUCAUUAAAAACACAAAUGUCUGAUCUUCAGAAAAGAUAUCAAGAUGGCAUUAAGGCUCAAGAUGAUUACAUAUCACAGCUUCAUGUAAAGUUUAAUGAAAUUCAACAGUAUGCUGUUUCAACUGAGGAGAAAUAUUUCUUCUCUCUUGUCGUUGGUGUUAAACUCAACAUGGCUGUGUGUGGCUAUAGAGUGGGCCACAUUAAUCACCUGAAACCCCAGCAACUUUUUGAACGAGUGAGAAAUCACGGCAUCUCUAUAGAACACUGGCCCAGUUGGUUAUCACGUGAACUGUCAACUGCAUCAGCUUCACCCGAUCAUGAGGAGGACGGCUGACUCUGUGUCUUGUUAUUUUGUAACUGUUGUGUUGAUCAUACCAAAGCCCCACUGUUGUUUGUCAUCUUUCUGGUCUGUACUUUGUUAAUUUUUAUUCCAAAAGGUUUCAUUUUUGUCUUUUUGUGUGCAUCCUCGUCCUCUCUUUUUCAUUGUUGUUUUUACAAUUGGUAUCUUCAACAGAUUCAUAGGAAAAUUAUAAAUUCUAGACAUGCAGUUCAUGGAAUUGCUAAGCAAGUAGAUGACCUAAUUAAAACAAUGUGAAAAGAUAAUACCCACCUUGGAUAUUUUGCGUUUCACAAAAUUCUGCUUUUGACAUUUAAGACCACGAAUUAUUUAACAACAAUAUCAAUCCAUGGCCUUGGGUGAAAUACCUUUCCAGUUAUUUAUGAAAAUAAAACAGAAAUAAAUGGGGAUUUUAGUACCAUUUUUAUCCAAAUAUUUAGUACAUUUGUGACUGAGGCCUUGGAGAAAAUCUUGACAAUUUCCCACAGCGACUAUCAAAUAAGAUGCACAAACUUAAGUCUAUAAAAAAUGUAUAUUUGUAAAUAUUUUUUCAAUCUUGUACAAAUUAUUAUUAGGCACAUGACUGGUUCAAAGGAAAACAGUACAUUUUGUUUCCUCGAGACCUUCAAUGUUCCCCAAGGCGAAGCCGAGGGGAACACUGAGGGGCAAGGGGAAACAAAACUUACUGUUUUCCUUUGAACCAGUCAUGCAGUGUUUUGUUAUACUUCCUAACUCAAAAAGAAAACAAACUGCGAAAAAAUUACAAGCCUGAGGCUGACUGGCACACAAAUUUGCUGUGGUGUCAAGGUGUACGACCUGAUCACGUGCAAGUCGAAAGUUCAUCAAGUUAUUGUUUUCCUAGAGAGUUGGUGAGUUUUGUUCGCCCUAGGGAAAACGUAUUUGAGUUGGGAAGUUUAAACAGUUUGAUUUAUUUCUA